UUUCCAUCUCUCCUUCUCUGCUUCAUCCCUCUUUCGCUCCAGCAUCGCUUGUGUCCGUCGUUUGGCCUUACUGUCUAUCCAUAAAUCGCUCCCGAUUCUUCAUUCGCCUUCUCUGCUAUCGACACUGCCAUCGACACUGCCAUCGACACUCCAUCUCCCGCACAUUCCACCAUGGGCAAGGCUGGCCGCUUUGUCUGUAUCAUCUUCCCAUAUGCAUUCACCGUCGCCACUUUAAUAUGCAUUAUAGUGCUGGGACUGGGUUGUACAGAUUCCCAUAACUCAACUCUCUCAGACAUAUAUAUGUUCCGACUCGACCUACAGAAUUUCACAAGCUCGUCAAAAACUACCGAUGAAUUUUCCAAUCUCCUCAAGGGAAUCGGCGCAGAUGACAAAAACCAGAACCUCACCCAGGUGUUGGAAGAAGCCAAGGACCAGCUGAAUAUCAAGGACUUCUACUCGAUCGGAUUGUUGGGCUACUGUGAUGGCAAUAUCACCGGGAAGCACAGCGAAAACUUUGACACGACGUUCUGUUCUAAGCCCAAGGCCGAUUUCUGGUUCAACCCCAUCGAAGUCUGGCAGUUGUCCAACAUUACUGGCGCCGAUGAAUCUGAGCUCGAGGAUCUCCUCCCCAGUGACCUGCACAAGGACAUGAAUGCCUAUCGUGCUGCGUCGAAAUAUGUCUUCAUCGCCUUCUGCAUUGCCUUUGCUGCCACUAUCCUCGAGCUUUUCGCUGGUAUUUUCGCCGUUUGCAGCCGCUGGGGCAGCUGUGUGACCUACAUUCUUGGAGGGAUCGCCGGUCUCUUCCUCAUUUCUGCAGUUAUCGUCGCGACAGUCCUGACCUCUAUCGUCACCCAUGCCAUCCAAGAAAAUGUCCAGGACUACGGUAUCACCGCCACAUUCGGUACCCACUUCCAGGUCGUCGCCUGGCUCGCUGUUGCCUUCCACCUUCUUGCCGAUACAUUCUGGAUGUUCAGCAUCUGUUGUUGCGGCGGAAACGCUCGUCCCCACCGUGUUACCGCCGAAAAGGCUCCGUAUACCUACGAGUCAUUGGGUCCGUACGACCAUUCCCGUGGACAUGGAAACAAUUAUCCGAUGCAGGAUAUGAGAACCAGUGCCUACGAACCGUACCGACACGUUUAGAGAAGGGUUCGAACCUUUUAUUUUCCGCCCACUAUCCUUUUUCCCGAAUACCCGAACCGUUCCUCUUUAAAAUGAGCGAAAAAAAAUAUCACUCAUCGGAUCCCCUUGUUUCCGCAUUUCCUCUUUCCAACCUGGGAAUUUGCAAUUUGUUUUCCCUAUUUACCGUUUCCAUGGCGCAUGUAGAAUGGGUUUCAUUUCUCGGUGGUUUUUAUAUGGUUUUUCCUUUUUCCCUUGUUGUUUUACUAUUGCGCUGUUCCAAGGGGCUUUUUUAUUUGUUUUAUGAUGACUCGCAUUGGAUUUACGUUACGGCCUAUUUAUUAAAUGGGGGAGGGGGGUUUUAUCGAUGCUUUACGCAAUAUGAUUUAUGUGUGAUUUCGAUUAGCUAGAUAUCAUAUAUUUACUCCGUAUAUCUGGAAUAUAUCGGUUAUUACUUGAGGUA
This is a messenger RNA of Monascus purpureus, 1579 nucleotides long. NCBI's taxonomy places the organism in Eukaryota, Fungi, Ascomycota, Eurotiomycetes, Eurotiales, Aspergillaceae. The record is from the annotation of a GenBank genome assembly.